Molecule: messenger RNA, 2440 nt
Organism: Anoplopoma fimbria (sablefish)
Lineage: Eukaryota; Metazoa; Chordata; Actinopteri; Perciformes; Anoplopomatidae
Gene: ar
Product: androgen receptor
Exons: 8
Coding region: 119-2317 (732 amino acids)
Biological process (GO): regulation of DNA-templated transcription; male gonad development
Molecular function (GO): zinc ion binding; DNA-binding transcription factor activity; sequence-specific DNA binding
Source: RefSeq, a predicted model, not a curated record
CAGUCUCCUGGCGUGACAAACACUUUUUUGUUUUUUAAAUUUGACCGACAGUUAUCUCGGAGCAAAAAAUUUGGUCAGGGCAAAAAUAAAAACGGGCAACGCUGCAAGUGCUCCCAGCAUGGCGCUAAAAACUGAAGAAAGUCGGCUCUAUUUCACCAAUAACUCAACGGGAAACGGUGCCGACAGGCUAAAAGAGCGCCUUAAUGCAGACGGGAACAUUUUGGGCUCCGGACACACUGAUCCGCCAGCCCGUGACAUGGAGACACGCUGCUGUCAGACAGCUGUUGCUCCUCAGGAGGAGUUGUUAAACGCUGACUGCCGUGUGGGAGACAGUUGCUCUUUUACUGCCUACGCCACAAUCUCAGAAACCGCCCGGGAGCUCUGCAAGGCCGUGUCCGUGUCCCUGGGACUGGCCAUGGAGUCCAACGACACGAGCGACAUGGACGCCUCUCUCCCCGCCCGUCCCGCACAUGACCAGAUGCUUGGAGAGUAUGUGUACAUGCCUCUGAACCGCCCCGGAGCUCACGGUGCCGUCAGCGAGUACAAGUGUCCCGUCCGAGAUGACUGCCCCCCGCACGGCCACAAGCAACUGGUGGAAAUGUUCAAAAGUUCAGAGACCACCGCGCGUCUCCAACACCUCACCCCCACUCGGACAUCCGUGGACGAGCGGAACUUCACGUUGUGCGAGGCUGAUGACCUGACUGCAGAACAGGUCGGUCAUCUGGACACAGCUCGCACUGCCUCUUGCCCUUAUGCCACAUCCACGCAGGGCGACUUGGCACACUUUGGGCAGAGUGCCGCGGAGCGACAGUGCCGGGUCUACAAGCCCCCCGAAGAGGCGACGGACUUCGGGGAAGCCGCGGAGAGCAAGUUCGGUGGUUAUCAGCCGGAACAGUACAUGGUCAAAGUGAAAUGUGAGGACGGAGAGUCCGCCGGGACAUCGUGGGGCAGUAAUUACACCUCUAAUGAGAAGUACAGCUCUCAGUGUUGGGGCUCGAGGCAGUGCGUGAAUGCGCGCGGCACGGACACAGACACCGCGUUCAUAUGUGACCCGUAUGAGAGGAGCGUCAUGCGUCCGGAGCAGUGGUACCCUGGCGGGAUGCUGAGGCCGCCGUAUCCCAACUCCAACUACGUGAAGACCGAAGUCGGCGAGUGGCUGGAUGUCGCCUACAAUGACUCCAGGUUUGAGGCUGGCAGAGAGCACAUGUUCCCCAUGGAGUUCUUCUUUCCACCACAGAGGAUGUGCCUGAUAUGUUCGGACGAGGCUUCUGGCUGCCAUUACGGUGCGCUCACCUGUGGCAGCUGCAAGGUUUUCUUCAAAAGAGCUGCAGAAGGCAAACAGAAAUACUUGUGUGCAAGCAAAAAUGACUGCACUAUUGAUAAGCUAAGAAGGAAGAACUGUCCAUCUUGUCGGCUGAAGAAGUGUUUUGAAGCUGGAAUGACACUUGGAGCCCGUAAACUGAAGAAGAUUGGACAACAGAAAAACCCUGAGAUGGAACUUCCUCUGAAGGACCCUUCAGAAGUCGUCCAGAAUUUCUCCCCAAAAUCAGGCCUGAGCUUCAACUCCCAAAUGGUCUUCCUCAACAUCCUGGAAUCCAUCGAACCCGAGGUGGUGAAUGCAGGGCACGACUACGGCCAACCAGACUCAGCUGCCACGCUGCUCACCAGCCUCAACGAGCUGGGAGAGAGACAACUGGUCAAAGUGGUCAAAUGGGCAAAAGGAUUGCCAGGUUUCAGAAAUCUCCAUGUGGACGACCAAAUGACUGUCAUUCAACAUUCCUGGAUGGGCGUGAUGGUGUUUGCACUGGUUUGGAGGUCUUACAAGAAUGUCAACGGCAGGAUGCUUUACUUCGCCCCGGAUCUUGUGUUCAAUGAAAAUCGGAUGCACAUUUCCACAAUGUAUGAGCACUGCAUACGGAUGAGACAUCUUUCACAGGAGUUCAUGCUGCUGCAGAUCUCUCAGGAAGAGUUCCUCUGCAUGAAGGCCUUGCUCCUCUUCAGCAUUCUUCCAGUUGAGGGUCUGAAGAGUCAGAAGUACUUUGAUGAAUUACGUCUCACCUACAUCAACGAACUGGAUCGCCUCAUCAACUGUCGAAUGGCGACAAAUUGUCCUCAGCGGUUCUACCAGCUCACCCGACUCCUGGACUCGCUCCAGAUGACAGUAAAGAAGCUCCACCAGUUUACAUUUGACCUUUUCGUCCAGGCUCAGUCACUCCCCACGAAGGUCAGCUUCCCAGAGAUGAUUGGAGAAAUAAUCUCAGUACAUGUACCAAAGAUGCUGGCAGGUUUGGCUAAACCGAUCUUGUUUCACCAGUAGAGGGAUUUUUUAUUUAUCAAAUAGUGACUCAUCUUUGCUGCCUCCAUAAACUUUAACAAAGGUACUGUUUACCUACAGCUUCAGUCUAAUAGCUCUUAACCCUGUCCUGUAAUCAUUAUUUUG